Trichomonas vaginalis G3 is the source of this 792-nucleotide messenger RNA. RefSeq lists its product as uncharacterized. The transcript has a single exon. The record is from RefSeq and is a predicted model, not a curated record. Bases 1 to 792 code for a protein of 263 amino acids. NCBI's taxonomy places the organism in Eukaryota, Parabasalia, Trichomonadida, Trichomonadidae.
AUGAGCACUCUUCGCCAGAUACAAUCUCUUCGUAAAGAGCGUCUCCGCUUAAUUGAGAACUGCGACUUUGACCAGGCUGAAGUUCUUGAAAAGAGAAUUAAUGAUAUUAUACAGGAAAGAGAAGCCCAUAAUGAUCAGCUUGUAGUUGAUCUUAACCAUUCUAAGUAUAAUAUCGAAAAAGAGAAUAUCAGAACAGAGUCAAAUGAGAUUCACAAUACAUUUAAGACUAGAGCUUUUGAAAUUCACGGCAAGUUCCAAAAGAGGCGUAGAUUCCUUCAAGAAGCUCAUGCAAACUAUCUUGCUCAAUUGGCUACAAAAUAUGCCAACGAUUUGGAAUUAGAAUCAACAAGAAUCGUUGUUCAGACAGAGAAUUUAAUUUCAGAAGCCAAAAAGCGUGCCCAAGCGAGCGAUUACGCCGAAGCUAAAAGGCUUUAUGCUCAGGCAACACAAAUCAAGGAGCAAACAAUGGCUGAAAGGCAAGCAAGUCUUAAACAAAAAUAUGACCAAAUUAUUCAACAAGCAGAACAGAAGAAUGCAGAGGAACUUGAAGCUCUCGAUAAGAAGGAACAAGAGGCACUUGCAAUGAUCCAAUCACAGUACGAUAAGGAAAUGAAGAAUUUAGAUACAAAACUUUCUGCUUCUUCAGUUAGAUUAGGAACUGCAAGAAACAUGGAAGAUGAACAGAGAAUGUUCCACAAGCUUGAAUUCGAUUUCCCUUCAUCAAGAACAUCAGCUGAAACAUCAAUAAAGUUUGACAUGUCUGAUGCCCUUAGAAGAUCACAGAGACUUUAA